CGCUGCCGGAAGUGACGGCACUCCUUCCACAGAGCGUGGUAUAGCACGCGUGCGCAGUCGGCUCUUCCUUCAGCUGUGUUGUGGAAAUGGUGGAGAAGAAAACUUCGGUUCGCUCCCAGGACCCUGGACAGCGGCGGGUGCUUGACCGGGCCGCCAGACAGCGCCGCAUCAACAGGCAGCUCGAGGCCUUGGAGAAUGACAACUUCCAGGACGACCCUCAUGCGGGACUCCCCCAGCUAGGCAAAAGGCUGCCUCAGUUUGAUGACGAUGCAGACACCGGAAAGAAAAAGAAGAAAACCCGAGGCGAUCAUUUUAAACUUCGCUUCCGAAAGAACUUUCAGGCCUUGUUAGAGGAGCAGAACCUGAGUGUGGCUGAGGGCCCCAACUAUCUGACGGCCUGUGCGGGCCCCCCGUCCCGACCCCAGCGCCCCUUCUGUGCCGUCUGCGGCUUCCCGUCCCCGUACACCUGCGUCAGCUGUGGUGCCCGGUACUGCACUGUGCGCUGUCUGGGUACCCACCAGGAGACCAGGUGCCUAAAGUGGACUGUGUGAACCUGGGUGUUCCCAGAGGGAAAGACCCCCUGUGCAUCACCUCAGCCUCGGAGAGGGCUUGACCAAGGGGAGAGGUGCUCUUCUGGACCGAGAGAGCAGCCGUUCGCUCGCCCAGCAAGGCUGAGUCCUAUCUACCAGGGAAGACCAGUCCGAGUCCGGGGGCUCUUUGCAGGGAAGUGGGCUGGGCCCUCAGCGUGCCGUUGUAAUAAAAGGUCUCAUGUGACGAGGA
Messenger RNA from Suricata suricatta (meerkat), 780 nucleotides. RefSeq names its product zinc finger HIT-type containing 1 (gene ZNHIT1). Gene Ontology annotation, cellular component: Swr1 complex. Bases 87 to 551 code for a protein of 154 amino acids. Lineage: Eukaryota; Metazoa; Chordata; Mammalia; Carnivora; Herpestidae. Gene Ontology annotation, molecular function: nucleosome binding. The record is from RefSeq and is a predicted model, not a curated record. The transcript is spliced from 5 exons. Gene Ontology annotation, biological process: chromatin remodeling.